AUGGCGGCGAAGAAGAUGAAAGCUAGUUCAAUAAACCCUACAAUUUUUCCGGACGAUAUCACAAUUGAACUAUUCUCAAGGCUUCCUGUUAAGUCUUUAAUGCGAUUUAAGUGUCUUUCAACCUUUUUUAAUUCUCUCCCAUCGGAAUCAUAUUUUAUGGAUAUUCAUCAACUAUCCCGUAGGAGAAGUCGCCUUGAUGAAAUCAAAUUUUUUGUGCCAGAAUGUGAUGGUUUUCAUAGCAUAGAGAUGACAAAAGAGGGAAGAAAAGUAUCUAGAUGUGAUUUUGAUUUUCCAUACAACAACUUAUCGUACAAGAAUGGUUUAUUCUGUUUUUCGGUUGAAAAAUUCGAAUCUGUUAGAAUUUUCAAUCCCGGUACGAGAGAAGUAAUAGUUCUUCCCCGAGUGAAACAAUUAUAUAAUCUUCGUAACUUGAGUGAAUGUUAUCUUUCAUUAUACUAUGGAUGUUCAUAUACACUAGGUUACGAACCAGAAGAAAACAAGUAUAAGGUUUUGAUGACACUUUGUGUUUCAAGAGAGUGCACAAGAAAUUGGGUUUUUACUUUAGGAGCAGAUAAAUCUUGGAGAGAGAUUAAUCGUGUGAUUUAUACCCCACAUAAAAAGAAACACACACUUUGUGUUUGUGGAGUUAUCUAUACAUUGAAUAGCUGGAAUACAUCUCUAGUUGCAUUCGAUCUUAAAGCUGAAAAUUUCAAAUUUAUCCCGUUGUGGAGGUGCUCACAACUCUGGAACGGUAAUUACGAGCUGAUAGAAGUGAAUGGUAAAUUAGCAGUAUGGAACGGUACCUCUAAGUUGGUGCAUUUGCGGGUUUUAGGAGACCCUCAAAAAGAGGAAUGGCAGAGUCAUAUCAUUCACUGUCCUUCAAACAUGAGGAAUUUUGGUACUUAUCGAAUCUGCAGUUGUUGUGACGGUGAGAUUUUAAUUUUCUUGAUCAGGUUAAACGAAUCGGUUAAAUCUCGAUCCUGUUAUUGUUAUGAUGUUAGGAAAAAUACCUGGAAAUAUUUGAAAACUUCAUUGUUUGGGGUGAAGAAUUGUGUUGACAAAGGCAUUUAUACUUAUGUGGAAAGACUCUUUCCACUAAAAAAAUUUUGCAAUGUUGGUUAG
Molecule: messenger RNA, 1122 nt
Organism: Solanum verrucosum
Lineage: Eukaryota; Viridiplantae; Streptophyta; Magnoliopsida; Solanales; Solanaceae
Product: F-box only protein 8-like
Exons: 1
Coding region: 1-1122 (373 amino acids)
Molecular function (GO): protein binding
Source: RefSeq, a predicted model, not a curated record